Messenger RNA from Selaginella moellendorffii, 1647 nucleotides. Its product is annotated as bystin. Gene Ontology annotation, cellular component: nucleolus; preribosome, small subunit precursor; cytoplasm. The coding region runs from base 35 to 1402 and encodes 455 amino acids. Gene Ontology annotation, biological process: rRNA processing. NCBI's taxonomy places the organism in Eukaryota, Viridiplantae, Streptophyta, Lycopodiopsida, Selaginellales, Selaginellaceae. The record is from RefSeq and is a predicted model, not a curated record. The transcript is spliced from 12 exons. Gene Ontology annotation, molecular function: snoRNA binding.
CCCCAGAAUCUAGGGUUUUAUUUAGGGUUUAGCCAUGGCGGGGAUGAAGCGGAGGGGAGGAGCCGCACCCGGGAAAGAGAAGAGGGCGAGGAUGACACUGGAAGAUCAAAUUGAGAGCGAGACCGUGGUUUCGAGCAGGGCGAGGUCCAAGAAAUCCAAGAGCAAGCAAGAGAAUGACGAUUACGUGGAUGCUUCUAUGAGCGGCAGAAUUCUUAAAGAGGCAAGGAAACAAAUGAAAGAGAUCCAGAAAGAAGAGGAUGAGGAGGAUGAGCGCUCAAAAGCUGGCAAGGCUUUUGAGGCUCUAGAAAAGAAUGUGGCCGCCAACGAGAGUGACGAUGAGGAGGAUGAUAUCUUUGACAGCAAGAGCGAGUUUGAUCCAGCCGAAGGUCACGAGAUUUCGGAAGAAGAAGAACGCAUUCUUUCUAUGUUCAUGGCCAAGGACGCACCUCCGCAGCGUACGCUCACAGACAUGAUCAUGAGCAAAAUUCAAAACUGUAAUGCUACGCAGGACCUAUUGAAGGAUGAAGGAAGAACUGUUCCCGGGUUUGAUCAAAAGGUCAUCGACGUAUAUCGUGGCGUUGGGAAGCUUUUAAGCCGAUACACGGCCGGGAAGUUACCAAAAGCUUUCAAGAUUGUUACAGCUCUAGCCGAGUGGGAACAAGCUCUCUACUUGACAGAGCCUGAGAACUGGUCCCCAAACGCCGUGUACCAGGCAACUCGGCUUUUCGCUUCAAACUUAAACUCGCGGAUGGCUGCGCGGUUUUAUACACUGGUGCUGCUGCCUCGAAUUCGCGAAGACAUCCGGACCAACAAAAGACUUCAUUUUGCUCUCUACCAAGCACUCAAGAAAUCGGUCUACAAGCCCUCCGCGUUCUACAAAGGCAUCAUCUUUCCUCUCUGCUUGUCGCAAACUUGCAACUUGCGGGAAGCCGUGAUCGUCGGCAGUAUCAUUCAAAAGGUAUCAAUACCUGCGGGUCAUUCAAGUGUUGCGAUACUUAAAAUUGCCGAGAUGGAGUAUUCCGGUACAAAUAGCUAUUUUUUGAAGCUUCUGCUAGACAAGAAGUACUCGCUGCCUCACCGUGUCAUCGAUGCUGUGGUCUCUCAUUUCGUGAAGUUCACGGAAGAAGAGCGCCAGCUCCCUGUUAUAUGGCACCAAUGCCUGCUCACGUUUGUCCAGAGGUACAAGAACUCUUUAACCGAGGCCGAUAAGGGGAGCUUGAAGCGACUGAUGCGCCAUCAGAAGCAUUAUCUGGUCACGCCGGAGGUCCAAAGAGAACUCCAACACAGCCUGAAUCGCGGCCAAAAGGAAGAAGAUGUUCAGCAGCCGAUGAUGAUCGUUACUGGCGCCACGACUGAGGACGUCUGGGACUUGCCCAAGGUGGAAGUCGAAAUGGAAGAGUGAGAAAUGCCUCCCUCCACAAUAAACGAAUGAACCGCGAGCUGCGAUUUUGGUGCUUCUUGAUUAGUGAUUGAUCCAAUGCAGGACGGUGUGUAGUAUCUCCAUCCAUUUUAUGUCUCGUACUGUAAAAUGGUAGCUUCUUCCACCACUAUCCAACUCUUCCUUUCACCAUCAGCCUGUGGUGGCCUUGAGCAGCUCUGGGAAAAAGCGUAACUGUGAAAUGAGAAUGCGACCAGUUGUUUUCAUUC